AGUAUGUCAAUAUCAAUGUCUUGCUUAUCAACAUAUUUUUAUUUCUUUAAACAAACUUUACGAAUGUGCCAUAAUUCUAAUCAGUACUAAUUAUGUAACUAAUUUAAAUGACAUCAUGUGCAGCACAAACUGUAUCAAAUAAUCUAAGACACAAACGAGGCGACUCUCACUUACUUUAAUCUUCGUCUUUAAAAAAUUGAGAUUUUUUUGAUAUUAAUUUAAAGUAAAUUUAUAUCGUUUGCUAAUGGGAAUUAAACUCCAAAGCAAGAAAUCAAACUACAGUUACAUAACAAGGAUAUUAAAAUUAUAUUUCCCGGAAUCGUUUUACAAUGCUCAAUUGGAUCAAAGUGACACUUAUCCUGUGUUUGUUCGGUCUGCUUCGCGAGAUACGACCGUCCGAACCGUUCGUUUCGGAUUUUCUUGUAGAAUGGAGAAACAUCACCAACGAACAAUUACAAAGAGAAAUUUAUCCCGUAGGAACAUAUUCCUAUUUAGCUCAACUCGUGCUGGUCUUCCUUAUAACUGAUUUCUUGAGAUUUAAACCCGUUAUUAUUUUAUCUGGUCUCAGUGGAAUAACAGUGUAUUGUAUAUUACUAUGGACAUCCAGUAUAAAGUGGCUUCAAGCCUCGCAAUUCUUCUAUGGAAUGUACAUGGCCACUGAAGUUGCUUAUUACACUUACAUUUAUGCUAAGGUGGAUCCGAAGAAGUACCCUUUAGUUACGUCGUGUACUAGGAUUGCAUCAUUGACAGGAAGGUUCCUAUCUGGUGUCAGUUCACAACUACUCAUACAUUUCAAAUUCAUGGACUACAGGGAACUAAAUUACAUAACUUUGACAGCGCAGAUACUAGCAACAUUUUGGGCACUAUGGCUGCCUCCAGUUAAAUAUGGAAUAUACUUUCACAGAAGGAUAUCAACAAUUAAUACCCCUGUUGAUAAAUCAUCAUAUAAAACCUCAGAAAAGCGUACAUUCAAAAGUAAUUUAAUAGAGGCUUCGAGUUUAAUAUUGAAACACUCGAGGGCGGCUUACUCCCGUCCAAAAGUGAUAGCGUGGAGCGCUCUGUAUGCGGUCGCUUUAGCCCUCUUCGUGCAAGCUCAGACUUAUAUACAAAUACUGUGGCGGUACAUACAAAAAGAACAAUCGAAUCCGGUAUUAUACAAUGGAGCUGCGGAAGCCGCUACCACUCUGUUAGGGGCCGGGGCUGCGUACAUAGCAUCGUACGACCGGCAGUCCUUCAGUCCCGCACUUUCUUCAGCCAUACAAGGAAUCGCUCUGUUUCUAACUACCUACAUAUCGAACGUAUUCGUUUCCUACGCUGGAUACGUUGUCAUGGGAGUCAUGUUUCAUUACAUCAUCACUUUGGCCAGCUCAAAAAUAGCUAGUCAAUUAAUCGACGACAGUUGUUUCGGGCUGAUAUUCGGUAUCAACACACUCCUCGGCGUCGCUUUGCAGUCUCUCCUCACGUACAUACUGUUACAAAACUUGGAGUUUCACAUAACAACGCACUAUUACAUCGUAAGCGGUCUUUUUAUAACUCUGGCCACUUGUUGGUUAGUCGGAUGGAUACUCCAUAUUGCUCAUAAUAAAAAACAAAACGUGAACAGUAAUUAAUCUACGUGAACAGUGAGCGCUUCUAACACAUCAAUAAAUUAAUUUGAAUUCGUAUAAACUUUACAGUUAGAAUCCAUUUGCCGAUGUUUUUUUUUUUUCGAAUGAUUCGGGGAACUGACUUUAAUAAGUCAAAGAUAGUGUUUUUGGUGGUAUUUUUAAAGAAAAUUGUCCCCUAGAAGUUCUAGAACCCAUCGGGAAGAAAUUUAUGAAAAGGUAUUAACACUGUAUCCCUAAAAGUGACGUCAGAAGAGAAACAAAUAUCCCCCUAUUUAUUUCAAGGACCUUUAGGUCAAGUCUUAUUUUAAUUUAGUGAAAACUUUUAUAUGAAAUGAAGUUGAUUAAUAUGAAACAUGGCAUGAAAUGAAAUAAAAUGAAAACGAAAUGAGAUGAGAUGCGUACUGCGACCACCAAACAGCAUUUAUAGUUAUAAGAUGUAUUCAUCAUUCAUGACGUCACGUCAGUCAUCACAGUUCCAGUUUAAAGGGUAAAACAGCCAUUAUUUAUACAAUACAAUAGAGACUUCGAGGUCGUCUCAAGAUGGGUAUUGACAUUCCAUGAACAUAUCUCCAUAAACAGCAACUUAUCUUAGGCUAUCUUAUACCUUUAA
Bombyx mandarina (wild silkworm) is the source of this 2217-nucleotide messenger RNA. Its product is annotated as thiamine transporter 2-like. NCBI's taxonomy places the organism in Eukaryota, Metazoa, Arthropoda, Insecta, Lepidoptera, Bombycidae. Gene Ontology annotation, molecular function: vitamin transmembrane transporter activity. Gene Ontology annotation, biological process: vitamin transport; transmembrane transport. The record is from RefSeq and is a predicted model, not a curated record. Gene Ontology annotation, cellular component: plasma membrane.